GGCCACUCGCCUCGACCAAGCCGCCUCGUCCAGGCGCCACGAUGAGCGCAAUGGAGCCGCUCAUGCACAUCCUGACCGACGGCAACACCGGCCUGCCGCCCGACCAGAUGUACAAGUACCAAGGCCCAUGGUUCUCGACCCAGCUCGUCCUGUCGCUCGGCGUCGGCAUCACCAGCUUCUUCGUCUUUUGCUGGAUUCGGCGGUACGAGAAGUUCAAGGUCCUGUACGCCCCGAGGACGAUGCUCAAAGGUUUCUCGCCGCACGAGGUGCACGACCACGAGUCGUUCUUCGGGUGGGUCAUGCCGACCUUGCGCACGAGCGAGUUUGUCGUCCUGCAGCUCGUCGGGCUCGACGCCGCAGUGCUCCUGUCGUUCCUCCGCACCGGGUUCUACUUCUUCUUGACGUGCUCCAUCCUCGCCUGGACCGUCCUCGUCCCGAUCAACUACCACGAGAACGGCACGACCGAGGGCGUCGCGCCCGACCUCAACUCGACCCUGUCGUCGCUCGUCCCGUCGGCCGUCUCGUUCACGACCUCAACCCUCCUCAAGCCGCGCAAGCACACGUCGCUCGUCUACGUCAGCUCGCACCUCCUGUUCACCUACCUGUUCACGAUCCUCGCUCUCCUGUUCCUCCACCGCAACUGGCGCCGGUACAUCCCGCUCCGCCAGCUCUUCUCGCUCGAGUUGGCCCAGUCGGUCCCGGCCCGCACCGUCAUGGUCACGUCUCUCCCGCCGCACCUGCGGUCCGAGCGCGCCCUCGCCGACUACUUCGAGGGCCUGCAGCUCGGCCCGGCGUCCACCUCGUCGAGCUCGCGCGGCGGCGGCGGCCUCGCCGUCGAGAGCGUCGUCGUCACGCGCGCGACGGGCAGCAUGCGCGAGCUCCUCGAGCGACGCACACGUGCGCUCGUCACACUCGAGCAGGCGUGGGCCAAGUACCUCGGCAACCCGGACGACGAGGAGGAGACGGACGGUGCCCGUCGAGACGCCGACGACGACCUCGAGGCGCGCCUCCUCUCGCCCUCGCGCCCGACCAUCGUCAACCCGGCGCGCAAGCGCCCGACCCUGCGCCCGCACUGGUUCGCCAAGAAGGUCGACGCGCUCGACCACUACGCCGAGCAGUUCCGGCGCGCCGACGAGGCCGUGCGCAAGCGCCGCCGCGGCAAGUUUCGCCCGACCGGCGUCGCGUUCGUCACGUUCCAGACGAUCGCGGCGGCGCAGGUGGCGGCGCAGGUCGUGCACUACCCGUCGGCGGCAGAGUUCCGCACCGAGCUGGCGCCCGAGCCUCGCGACAUCCACUGGUUCAACCUCAACCUCUCGGCGUCGUCCGUCUUCGUCCGCCAGGUCCUCGUCGUCGUCACGCUCCUCGGCCUCCUGUCGGUGUGGGCCAUCCCGGUCGCAGCCCUCACGCAGCUCCUCAGCUGGGACACGAUCCAGAGCAUCGCGCCUCGCUUUGCCGACCUCCUCGAGAAAUCCCCUCGACUCGCCGGCUUCGUCCAGACGACGCUGCCCUCGCUCGGCAUGGUCGCGUUCAACAACAUCUUGCCCAUGUUCCUCGAGGCGCUCUCGGUCUGGCAGGGCCUGCCGGCGCGCAGCUGGAUCGAGUUGAGCCAGCUCAAGAAGUACCACAUCUCGCUCCUCUUCACGACCCUCUUCGUCUUUCAGAUCACGACCUCGACCUACACGCUCCUGAAGGACAUCAGCGAAUCGCCCGCAAAGGUCCUCGACAAGCUCGCCGACACGCUCCCCAAGUCCCGCUACUUCUUCGUGUCCUACGUCAUGCUGUCGGGACUUGCGUUCAUGCCGCUGCAGCUCCUGGAGCUCGGGACGGUCAUUCCGCGUGUCUUCUCGCAGGUCUUCCUCACCAAGACUCCUCGAGACCACGCCGAGCUCAACGCGCCGGCGAUGGUGAACCUCGGCGUCGUCUACCCUCAGGCCCUCCUCAUCUGGACGAUGGGCAUGACCUACUCGAUCAUCGUUCCCCUCAUCCUCCCGUUCGCGACACUCUACUUUGGCCUCGCCUACCUUGUCUACAAGUACCGCUUCCUCUUUGUCUUCUAUCGGCCGUACGAGAGCCGAGGCCAGGCUUGGCCGUUGGCGUUCAACCGGGUCGGCUUCGGCGUCCUCCUCUUCCAGGUCUUUAUGCUCGGCCUCUUUACGGUCGGCAAGGACUUUCUCCUCGUCGUCCUCAUGAUCCCGCUCCUCGCCGGCACCGCCUACACGAUCUGGCGCCUCGGCGCGACGUACGCCCCACUCGCACGCUACGUCAACCUGUCGCAGGCGUGCGAGUCGGGCCAGGGCACCGGCGCCGAGGACGUCGUCAAGCUCCGCCAAGGGCACCCGGUCACGGCGGGGCAGACGCACCUCAACCGGGGCCGGUACGGGCAAAAGGGCGAGGGCGUGUACGCGGUCGCUCAAAACCCGGCCACCGACUAUCGCGAGCCGCCCAUGUCCUCCUUCUACCCGGGCAUCCUCAACACGGGCGGCUCGACUCGCUAUGGCCACCCUGCGCUGUUUGGCGCGCUCCCUCAGCCGUGGCUGCCCGUCGCCGCCGAGACGGUCAAGGACGCGCUCGUCGUCGUCGACCUCCGUCGAGGGUGGCGCAACUUUAAGCGUGCCGCCAAGCGCGGGUUCAGCGGCGCCGGCUCGGGCGAGGACGGCCGCGCGAGGAGCAGGAACGGGAGGGGAAGGGCGACGAGCUGGGGCAGCGGCAGCGAGGAGGACCCGAGUCGUGCGUGGCGGGGCAGCGAGAGCAGCGUCGCGGCGAGUCCGGCGCCGAUGGACGAGGACGAGGAGGAUGAGGACGAGGACGACGAGGUCGACGAGGAGGGACAGCAGACGAUCCGGUACUCAACGUUCUUCCCGCACCGCAAGGGCGUCAGUGCGCGCUUCCCGCCGACGCCGCCCGGCGAGGCGAGUGGGGACGACGAGGCGUGAGGAGGGUCCUGUCGACGUCUCGAGCCCGGCUGCAACGACGUCGAUUCAGCCUU
Molecule: messenger RNA, 2986 nt
Organism: Rhodotorula graminis WP1
Lineage: Eukaryota; Fungi; Basidiomycota; Microbotryomycetes; Sporidiobolales; Sporidiobolaceae
Exons: 17
Coding region: 42-2933 (963 amino acids)
Cellular component (GO): plasma membrane
Molecular function (GO): calcium-activated cation channel activity
Source: RefSeq, a predicted model, not a curated record